CUUGCUUGACCACCGCAACAUUCUAAAACAACAGAUCAAACUACAUAAACUUUUCAUAUCCAUGGAGUCAACCUAACGACCUAACCUAACCUGACCUUUACUAGUACAUAGAAGUCAUUUUAUUUGUACCAACCUUUGAGAGAACAAGCACUUAUACAUAGUAUACUUCUCUCCAUCUAUAAUAUCGACAUCUUCAAAUUAUUCAUCGAAGACGAGAAAAGAUGAACGUGGUAAAACUUCGUGGGCUGCCUUUUGAUGCGAAUGCAUUGAAAAUCGUGGAGUUUUUUGAAGACAACGUGGUGGAAGAAAACAUUCAUUUUGUGUCGGAUCGACCUGGUGGGACGAAGCCACAUGCUGGCGAGGCCUAUGUGGACUGUCCGAAUGGGGCACCGCAAUACGACGCACUGUUGAACUACCACAAAAAGCACAUGGGCUCAAGAUACAUCGAAGUUUUGCCUAGCAGUGAAGAGGUACUAAAAACUAGAAGACCUGAUCAGUGACUUACGACUCGUCAUCGUCGCAUCUUUACAGAUGAGUCGUACAACUUGUUCAUCAGAUUAUUUUUAUAGCAGAGUAGUUUAUAGCACGCAUGGUGCAUGGAGUAGCAUGGAGUGCAUGGAGCGCAGAGCUUUAAGGGGCGCAAGAAGCUCCCCCUUUAGCUCCAUGCUACUCCAUGUGAUCCAUGCACUCCAUGCCAUGCGAGCCGUGAAACCUUAUAAACUGCUCUGUUAUAGGAUGAAUCAAAAAUUUCCUUAUUUUCCGACUCUCGAUGAUACCGUAUUUUACGAAAAACCAAAAAUCUCGUCUACUACAUCCUGCUCCACAAAUCUUCUGAAAAAGCAACAAUCUGAAAAUCCACCUCAACAUCAGGACAAGCGACGCCUGGCGCAUCGAUUGAUUUCAGCCAAUGGCGGUCCCGGAACGUCAGGCUCAGAGGACGUCGAGAGUUCUCAAGUGGGAGGUGGUGAUGAUCAGGGAACGACGGUGUACAAUGUGGAAAAUUCAGAUUUGGUUUUGAAAGUUCGUGGUCUUCCGUUCGAGUGCGGGGAGCGCGAUGUCAUUGAGAAAUUCUCAGACUUUGGAAUCACAAGAUCCAGGCUGCUCAUUGACAAACACUUCGGUGGACCGCGAGCGGGGCAAAACUCAGGCAGCUGUUUUUUUUAAGGCUACCCCUAAUAAAUCCGUUUUCAGAUGAACUAACUAUUCAUUCUACUGCAAGCAAAGUAUAUAGAAGAUCCAUGUGCAGAAGAACCUAUUCAUCAUGCAUGAUUCUGGAGAGGCUUUUAGAGGGGAAUAAAAGGCACCAUCCAGGAUGCCUCAUGAUCUCAAGAUGGUUUGGGGUGACCUCUAAUUUUGAGUCUUUGAUGAUGUGCACUCCAGACAAACCUGCAUGGACACUAUGCAAAACGCUCACGUGGGAUCACGAUAUUUGGAACUCUUUCCGGUAUUAUUUGAGGCACUCACAACAACUUCUUUGUUUCAUUAGUCCUAAUCAAUAGUAAUUUCUGUGAUCUAUCUACUAAAUCGAAACUUCAAAUUCAAAUAGAGCUAAAAAAUUUGAAUUUCCUUUCACCGCCUGUUUGAAGUUAGAACAAAUAAAAGCUUGUAACAACUACUUGCAAAUACUAACAACAACCUCCGCCUCCACACUAUCAAUAUAGGGUACCGACAACGACAUCGCUAUCAUGCAAAGAUUGAAUGACCGUUUUGGAAGUCAUGGUGGUGGCCACAAGGGAGGUGGUGGUUACAGAGGUGGAGGAGCCGGGAUGACCAUGACGUACCAACAGCAACAGCCCAUGCCACUAGAUCAUGGUGGCCCAAGCGGCGCAUUCUCCGGCAGUGGUGUGGACACAUUGGGGAAUACCUUGUUAAGGCUACUUACUGACUGCAUGUUUUACUAGUGCUCUAUUUACUUACAGUAAUACUACUACAGCCGGCUUCUUGCUUUCCUAUUUCCACUUUUAGGCUAUCCCUUCAUGCAAAACAAAACAAGUAAUACUAGUACAUAAUUGUGCAACAACAUGAUGUUCUUCUUGGUCUAAUCUUGCCCAACGAAGACGACCGAGAAGUGGUGAAGCUGCGAGGUUUGCCGUUUCGUGCUACGCCCAACGAUGUGGUGCGCUUUUUCGAGCCAGAAUUUGCCAUUGAGAGUAGUCAGUGUCACAUCGUCGUCGGAAGAGACGGUCGUCCAACUGGAACGGGGCUCGUCAAAAUGCUCAGUACUACUUUGCUUAACUAACUAUGAUGUUUAGGUAGAUUGAUACUUCAACAGGAACAACAGGAAAACAUAAGUGCUUGUGGUGUUGAAGAGUAGAAGUAGGCUCAUCAUGUUUGCUGGAGUUGAAGAACAUUUUCUUGUCUACUCCAUCUACUGACAUCUUUUGUUGUCGUCUCACUCUCUCCCCCAUCUUUUUUUACCGCCUAAACCAACCCAAGCCCUAAGUCCAAGCUCGAGGAUUCUGAUUCAACCUCCAAUCACUACAGGUGAAGCCGAUGCGAAGGACGCUGUGGAGUGCUUGGACCGGAAGCAUAUGGAAAAUCGGUAUAUAGAGGUGAUUCAGGGCGGUGGAAGCAUGGGUGGUGGAGGUGGAGGCAAGGGCGGGAGGGGCGGCCCGCCAAGACGUGGUACAAGAUUCUCGUGGAUGGUCGUGGGAAUAGGUUGUAGGAUUCUCUGGGAAUAGGUUUUAGGAUAGUCUUGGUUCCUGGGAAUAGGUUGUAGGUGUAGGAUAGGGAGGUAGGCUGGUGUAGGUGUAGGAUAGGGACCCCACUUCUGGCGCGUUAGGGAUCCACCAAAAAAUGGGAUGUGGAUGAUAUUUUGGAUAAUUUCAAUUGGGCAGCUUAUUGAUGAAUAAAUGUGAUCGUGAUGGGCAUGGGAGGGAGGUGCUCUAUCUCGUCAUCUUCUGAGGACCCGACUCCUGAGCCUGUAUAUCUAGAACUAAGAAAUUUGUGAUGAUCAUGAUCUGAUUCACCUUCAAUAUGUAACCCGACUUAUGCUUAUGUAUUAAUUCAUUUUCCCGAACAACCUACCUCUUAUACCUCUAAUUUCUACUACUUUUGGAUUUCGUUCUUUCUCUUCUUCUAACCUAGGUCUUCUAUCCCCUUACGCUAACUACUUUCACUCACCCUCACCCUCAGGUCCUCCCUCUCACGGUGGCGGAGCACCAGGACCCUAUUCCAAAGGCGGAGGCGGUGGCCGCUCCAAAGGCGCUUCCGGAGGUGGAGACUAUGUUAUGACACAUACACAUGACAUAGAAUCUAUGGAGAUCACCAUACCUACUAUCGUGAUUGUUCAAGGGAAGGCACCACCAUCAGUUGAUAGGAAAAUUUUUAUUUUGUUCAGAUAUAUUAUUAAUAUUUAAUGAAUCUAUCAUCUACUAGAACAACUGCAUCUUGUUCAGUUCUAUCAUCAGGAAACCUAAAGAUCAUAGUUACGACUUGCAUUCAUCAGUGACUUCAACGUGUCCUUUUCAUCACGGUAAGCUGACGUUGACCUCCUGCUCAUCUCUUGUUUUGCUAAGAGCUGUUAGUUUUUUAGUCAAAACCUGCGUGAGUCAAAACCUGCGUGGCGAAACACUUAUGACGCCGCGCGGCAGUCUGCACUGUGAAUAUUGUGCGAGAUUGUCUUGCCUUUUCUAAUCCACCUGCCUUUUCUAAUCCAAGUGGGCACAUCAAGUCCUCCGAUUGGGGUAACAAGGAGCAAAAUAAAGGCGGAAAAUCGUUUGGUAGCUGGAUUCGGCUUAGAGGCCUGCCAUUCGAGGCACGACCGAUGGACGUGGCGCAAUUCUUCAACUUCCGAUAUGGAAUCAACGCCGACCGCGAUGUCAUUAUUGAGAAGGUAGUUGUGCUUGUACUUCUAUGUAUACUUAUGAAGGUAGUAGUUGUACUUGUACUUCUACUGUGUACUUAUACUCAUGAUUAUGCAUAGAAGUGAUGUUUGAGAUUGAGAUUCUUGUGAGAGAUUUAUUUGGUCUGCGGAGGUUUUCUCUCAUGAAGUAGAUAUCGAUAUCAUGUUGUGGUUCUUGAUAUAUUUGAUUUUAGUUCGAUGUGGCGCAGACUCCACAACCUAACCUAACCUUUGAGUUCCACUAGUACAGCAAAAAAACCACUGCUUACUGACAUCAGAUAAGCAUAAAAAGAAGUAUUAUCAAACUUCUCCUCCACAACCUUGAAACACCAGAUGAGCGGGCGACCCACCGGACAGGCUUUCGUCAAGAUGGGUUCCUCCUCUGAUGUCUUUGACGCGGUGGAGAAGUUCAAUAAAAUGAUGAUGGGACCGAGGUACAUCGAGGUGUACGAAUCCAGUACGGAAGAGGUAGGUCGACGCGUUGGGGGAAGUGCGCAGUAGAGGACAAGAACCUGUCUAGUAAGGACGAGAUGAACAAGAACUACAACUAAAAUAUCUUCACUGAUCAUCAGAUGGGGAGGAGAAGUUGAAGUAGCACAGUUAGUACAUCACCAAGUGGCAGUGGGUCUAUUUCGUUGAUGACGCACAGCACGCAAAAAGUUAAAUCGUCGAAUGUGAACGAACUCAAAACAAUAGCUGCAGGAUCAAAAAACAGGACGAUUUUUUAGCAAAUCCAUCGCAGCAUUGUGUUUUUUUUCCGGUUCUACCCACGACCAUUGGCGGCAGCUGCAACCUUUUUUUACAUCGCGGCUACACAAGAUUUGACUUGUGAUUGUGUUGAUGUUGAAGAUAAGCGUAAAACAAGGAUCAUAAAAGGAACACGAAAAGCAUACUUACCCAUAAUCAUAGGGAAGAACAACAUCUAUUUUGUUACAUCAUAAAAAAUAUUUCUAAGAAACCCUCCCUACUGUCGCCCGCUUGUCUCUAACUAAGAAAUGUAGUGUAUCUUCACAGCAAAAAACAAAAAUGAUGUCAUGAAGAAUUACCACGCUCGGUGUCGAUCGCACAUGAUUUUCGCAAACCUCAUUCUAAUAAACGAUUACUACACGACGGAGACAACAACGUUACGCGAAAUAGACAUUAUUGAUGAUUACUUAUGGAGGAUGAGGAACAAGAUGAAAAUAUUAGAUAUACCUACCAGUGCUAUACCACAACCUGCGCAUUCCCCACACCUCGACGAGAACAAGCUUUAGUACUAGUGCAAAAAUCAAGAAUCUCCAACUUCUAGCUCUGCGUGAAUGGUAAUCAUGGAUGAACAUGAACCUCCAACCGAAGCCAGUUAAUAUUUCAUGAAUUGCC
Amoebophrya sp. A25 is the source of this 5203-nucleotide messenger RNA. Lineage: Eukaryota; Dinophyceae; Syndiniales; Amoebophryaceae. The record is from the annotation of a GenBank genome assembly.